Messenger RNA from Mercurialis annua (annual mercury), 2006 nucleotides. RefSeq names its product organic cation/carnitine transporter 4. The record is from RefSeq and is a predicted model, not a curated record. Bases 302 to 1909 code for a protein of 535 amino acids. Gene Ontology annotation, cellular component: membrane. Gene Ontology annotation, molecular function: transmembrane transporter activity. NCBI's taxonomy places the organism in Eukaryota, Viridiplantae, Streptophyta, Magnoliopsida, Malpighiales, Euphorbiaceae. The transcript has 2 exons. Gene Ontology annotation, biological process: transmembrane transport.
CCAAUUGAUACCAAUUUGUUUAAAAGAGAUCCAAAGAACAUUCCUCCAUUGCCUCAUCCUCACCUCAUUGGUCCCAAACUUCCACUUCUUGAUCCAACUUAAAUCAAACCGCUAGUCAUCCUCCACGUGGCAAUCAUGAAAAAUCUACGGCAAGAUCCAUACCCACGUGUCAAUAAGAUCUAACACUUUAAGACAGCCGAAAUGACAUAGGAAGGUGUAUAUUCUCACACGACACAACUCUUUCCCUUAUAAAUCCAUCUCCUUGUAGCAAAAUACUACAAAAAUUACUGCACAAAAAAACAUGGCUUCCACGUCACCGUCCGAUCAAAACCUCCGAUCACCGCUAUUACAACCACCGCCAUCGCCACCGUCGAAAGAAACUGAUGAGCCGGAAAAGCUAACAAUAGACGACAUGCUUCAAAAGCACUGCGGUGAAUUUGGGCCGUGGCAAUUACGUCAUUUUGUUCUAACAAGCUUAGCUUGGGCGCUUGAAGCAUUCCACACCAUGGUGGUCAUUUUUGCUGACCGUGAACCGGAUUUCAAAUGUUUAAGUGCCGGUUGUUAUGCCACGGCCAAGACUGUUUGCGGGUUCGAACCGGGUUCUUGGGAAUGGAUAGGUGGUCUAGAGAGUUCUACGGUGGCUCAGUGGGGUUUGGUUUGUGGUCAAAAGUUCAAGGUCGGUUUGGUUCAGUCUAUUUUCUUUGGUGGCUGCAUGAUUGGUGCCGGGAUAUUUGGUCAUCUCUCAGAUUCUAAACUCGGAAGAAAAGGCUCUCUAAUAGUAGUUUGCAUCUUAAACGCCUUAUUCGGUUGCUUAACCGCACUUUCUCCAAACUAUUGGACCUAUCUUAUCCUCCGUCUCCUCACCGGUUUCAGCACCGGGGGCGUCGGUCUCUGCGCCUUCGUCCUCGCUACCGAGCCUGUCGGACCUACUAAACGUGGCACAGCAGGCAUGUCCACUUUCUACUUCUUUUCAACUGGAAUCGCCUUAUUAUCGGGUAUAGCAUACGUUUUUCGCUCGUGGCGCGUACUCUACACCGCAUCUUCUAUCCCUUCGAUUCUAUUCCUCGUCCUUGUUCUUCCGUUUAUCUCGGAGUCGCCGCGAUGGUACCUUGUUCGUGGCAGAGUAAAUGAAGCAAUGAAGAUUAUGAGCGCGAUAGCCAAAUCUAACGGACACCAUCUUCCUGACAGAGUAAUUCUAGCACUCGACGAAGAAACAAAUAAUAGUUGUAGCAUUGAUGAGGAAAAGAAACUUACCACUAAAGAUCAAGCAAUAACGGGUUCUUUAAUAGAUGUAAUUCGGUCUCCGAUGACCCGAAUACGACUCUUCCUAACUGUGGGAAUAAGCUUUUUGUGCUCUAUUGUAUACUACGGCCUUAGCCUAAACGUUGUGAACCUCGAAACGGAUCUUUACCUCACUGUCCUGCUUAAUGCAGUAGCUGAAAUGCCAGCAUUUACUAUAACAGCAGUAUUAUUGAACAAAUUCGGACGGAAACCGUUAGCUGUAGGAACACAAUGGUUCAGCGGAGUAUUUUGCUUAUUCGGAAGUUUGAUCGGAAUUUUAAUCGGUAGUUUUGGAGUAUGGAAAGUAAUAAGAAUGAUUUGCGGAGUUUUGGGUAUAUUUGGUAUGGCAGGGACUUAUAAUUUACUCUUUAUAUACACAGCAGAGUUGUUUCCUACAGUAGUAAGAAAUGCUGCACUUGGAUGUGCAACACAAGCAGCGCAAAUGGGUGCAAUUUUAGCACCUUUUGUUGUCGUUUUAGGCGGUGGGUUGCCGUUUGCAGUGUUUGCGGUGUGUGGAAUUAUGAGUGGGUUCCUUGCGUUUUACUUGCCGGAGACGCUAAAUCGGCCGUUAUACGAUACAAUGACUGGGAUGGAGAAUGGUGAAAGUGAUCAAUGUAGACUAGUUUAAAGUUGUUUGUUUGAUGUUGUUCAAUUGUUGUAAUGUUUCGUUUUACAGUGUUUGUAAUUUAAGGCUUUGAGAAUGAAUGAGCAGUGCAAGGAGCAAA